AGCUAGUGUUACCCAACUUUUACAUAAACACGCAGCUCUCAUAAGCUUCAACUGCAGCAAAGUCUGGAAUUUGGGCUGAUCAGUACUCACUGUUCACAAGCACAGACUGCAGCCCAGUACCAAGAGCUUCUGGAAAAUCUUUUAAAGCCCUGUACAUUUUGCUGGUUUGGUUUUGCAAACAUGCUUCUGUUCCUUUACCUGGCCAUUAUCCUGGGCCUCUCUGCAUCUGGUAUUGUGAGAGGAGACGAGGAGGCUGAUUCCCACAGAGACAGCCCACUUCAAGACAUACGGAAAAAAGUGAAUGAUCUGUGGCAGAAUUUACUCUACCCACAGUUAAUCAGUAAGGAGACUGAGUGGACAGGUUAUGCCACUUGUGAAGUGAAGCCCAGCUCCAACCUAGAUGCUAACAAGCCACAGGUGACAGGCCAAGUUUUAUUCAGGCAGUCCUAUCCAAAUGGAAAACUAGAGGUUAUCUUUGACUUGGAUGGGUUUCCAUUACACAGCAACCAGUCUGGCAGAGCUAUUCACAUCCACGAGCUUGGAGACCUCAGCAAAGGCUGUGACUCUGCUGCAGGGCAUUAUAAUCCUUUCAAGGUGAACCACCCUCACCACCCAGGGGAUUUUGGCAACUUCUUGUCUAAAGGCGGCAAAAUUAGAAAAUACAAGGGAAAUCUGCUUGCCACACUGUUUGGCCCAUAUUCUAUCAUUGGGAGAUCGAUUGUGAUCCACGAGCAGGAAGAUGAUAUGGGCAAGGGUGGUAAUAAAGCCAGUUUGGAGAAUGGGAAUGCUGGCAGACGUCUAGCUUGCUGUGUCAUUGGGAUAUGCAACAAGAACUCAUGGGAGAAAAAUCUUCCUGACAUUACAGAGAGGAGGAAGAGGAGGAUAACAAAUGAGCACAAAACAACCAGGCCUAACUAAACAUCAACAUUUCAUCUAUUAUUGCCUAGGCAGCACAGAAUAGAUAUAGUUCAUGUAAUUGAUCACAGAGACAUGGGGAAGGUUUCCUUUUUCCUCUGGGUCUCUGUGCUUUGCUAAGAAAUGCAUAUUGCGUUGUAGAGCUUUUUCCCUUCUGUAAGCAGAUUAAUAAAAACCAGCAUCCACUCAA
Molecule: messenger RNA, 1105 nt
Organism: Pelodiscus sinensis (Chinese soft-shelled turtle)
Lineage: Eukaryota; Metazoa; Chordata; Testudines; Trionychidae
Gene: SOD3
Product: superoxide dismutase 3
Biological process (GO): superoxide metabolic process
Molecular function (GO): copper ion binding
Source: RefSeq, a predicted model, not a curated record